Molecule: messenger RNA, 26097 nt
Organism: Podarcis lilfordi (Lilford's wall lizard)
Lineage: Eukaryota; Metazoa; Chordata; Lepidosauria; Squamata; Lacertidae
Source: the annotation of a GenBank genome assembly
AUGCACCCCAAAGGGGAACUGGCGCUGCAAGGAAUUGCACAUUGCCUUGCCGGCUUCAGCUUCGGGCUGCCUUCGCCGGCGAUUCCCGCAAGCCCUUCUUCUCCCCUCCCCGCCGCUUCCUCGUCACUUUCCGCCCUGCCUCUUUCUUGCUGCGCCCGCCUCUGGCCUCCGCCGGGCCCCGAAUUUCCAAGCAGGGAGGCGGCGCCUGGCGGCAGCGGCAGCGGCAGGAGGGACCUUCCACCUUCCCCGGAGUUGUGCAAGCGGCUUGUGAGCAGCGCCAGGAGGCCAAGCAGGUUUUGUGAGUGCACCCCACACAGGGGAGCUGGCAGUUGAGUUGUGUAAGCAGUAUCUGCAGAAAGACAGAGGAGAGAAGGGUAAGCUCAAACCACCCCUUCUUUCUCAUGUGGAAUGAAUUUUAAAAAGUGGGGAAGGAGGAGAUAAUGUUGCUUUGGGUCCAUUGUUGAUGGGACUCUGUGAUGUGGUCAUCUCUGCUAGCAAGUACCAUAUCCCUGUCGUUUUGGAUUUUCCAGCUGCUGAUGGUAACUUUGGUUAUUCUGAAUGCUGGAAGGUUCAGGAAAGAUAAAAGUCAGUGCUUCCCCAAACAGCACAAAGGCAAACUGCAGAACUCCCUCCUGCAAGAAGCAGGGAUGGCACCAACUUGGAUAGCUUUAAAAAAGGAUGAGACAAAUCCAUGGAGAGAGGAGGGCUGUCAGCAGUUCCUAGUGAGAUGGCUCUGCUCUGCCUCCACAGUUAGAGGCAGCAAGGCUUCCCAAAAGCAGUUGCUGGAAACCACAGGAGGGGAGAGAUGCGCUGGUGCUCAUGUUCCGCUCGCUGGUCUCCUGCAGGGAUCUGCUUGGCCACUCGGAGAACAAGAUGUUGGACUAGAGGAGCCACUGGCCUGAUAUACAGGAGGCUCUUCUUCUCUUCUUAUGUCCCAUCCAUACUUCCCUCAAAGUGCUUACUGCUGUCAUGGGGGGGGGGGGGCGCAAGUGGAAUGUGAAAGGGCUUAUUUGAGUAUGCUGUCCUGUGCUUUAUUACAGCUGUUGAAAUAUGCCCUCUGAACAAUUUAGAAAAGGACAAAUGCUUUAUGUUUAUGGACCCUGUAAGCCAAAUUUUAAAAGGGCAACAAGCCCUUAAAGUGUGGGGGGAGGAGGGGAAGCAAUGGGCAAUGUUUAAAAGAAGCACCAAGUAAAUUCCUUGCACAUUUGAAGGGUGCACCUUGAGUAAAUAAGGGGGGGGGGGAGAGAAGUAAGGUAAAUAAAGGACACAGAAAUGGUGCAAAGUGUGUCAUUUUAGAUAUUAAGGUGAGUAAACUUUGUAACUUUGACAGGCUAUCUACAACUUGGUUUUAAGAGGAGUUGAGUUCUCUUUUUUUUUUUUUUUUGAAUAAUUUUUAUUAAAGUUUUAAACAAAGAAAAAAGAAAAAACAACACACACACACACAAAAAAACACAAUACAAAAUUUAACAAUAAAAACACACAACAUAACAAUUUAAAACAAACUCUCUUUUACAUUCCCAAUUUUGAAUUACUUAUUUUCUGGACUUCCUCAUACCUCCCUCUUUUGUAUUCCAAUCUACAUUAUUUGUCCAGCAGUUUCUUUUCCACUUUUUAAACCCAAUCUUUAAUUUAAUGAAAUAUUAAACUAUAUAGCUUCAGCUUUUUUAAACAUAAUCCUUGUUCUUAAUGUCAUAUACCUUUAAAUUUUUCCCUUUUAUUAUCAAAUUUCCAUUUCUUUAAACAUCUUUAAUCUUAAUCUUUAAUCUUAAUCUAUCCUUAGCUUUAACCUGUACAGCUGGAAACCACUUAUUUUCAAUCCAACAUCACUUUAACAUUCCUUAAUUUUGCAGUGUUUCUGAAGAUAGUCUUUGAAUUUCUUCCAAUCUUCCUCCAUCGACUCUUCUCCCUGGUCACGGAUUCUACCAGUCAUUUCCGCCAAUUCCAUAUAGUCCAUAAGUUUCAUCUGCCAUUCCUCCAGCGUGGGAAGUUCUUGUGUCUUCCAAUACUUUGCGAUGAGUAUUCUUGCUGCUGUUGUUGCAUACAUAAAGAAAGUUCUAUCCUUUUUAACACCAUUUGGCCCACUAUGCCCAGGAGAAAGGCCUCUGGUUUCUUGGGGAAGGUAUACUUAAAUACCUUUUUAAUUCAUUAUAUAUCAUUUCCCAGAAAACCUUAAUCUUUGGGCACGUCCACCAAAGGUGAAAAAAUGUACCUUCAGUUUCUUUACAUUUCCAACAUUUGUUAUCGGGCAAGUGAUAGAUUUUCGCAAGCUUGACUGGGGUUAUGUACCACCUGUAUAUCAUUUUCAUAAUAUUCUCUCUUAAGGCAUUACAUGCCGUAAAUUUCAUACCAGUGGUCCAUAACUGUUCCCAGUCAGCAAACAUAAUGUUGUGUCCUACGUCCUGUGCCCAUUUAAUCAUAGCCGAUUUUACCGUUUCAUCUUGAGUAUUCCAUUUCAGCAGCAAGUUAUACAUUCUUGACAGAUUCUUAGUAUUGGGUUCUAACAAUUCUGUUUCUAAUUUUGAUUUUUCCACCUGGAAGCCAAUUUUCCUGUCUAAUUUAAAUGCCUCCAUUAUUUGAUAAUAAUGAAGCCAGUCUCGCACUUUGUUUUUAAUUUUUCAAAACUCUGCAAUUUCAGUCUAUCUCCGUCUUGUUCCAAAAUUUCCCAAUAUUUUGGCCAUUUGACCUCCAUAUUGACCCUUUUCAAGGCUUUCGCUUCCAUUGGUGACAGCCACCUUGGGGUUUUAUUUUCUAGCAAAUCCUUAUAUCUUAUCCAAACAUUAAAUAGCGCUUUCCUGACAAUGUGGUUUUUAAAUGCUUUGUGUGCUUUGACCUUAUCAUACCAUAAAUAUGCAUGCCAUCCAAAUACAUUAUUAAAACCUUCCAAAUCCAAAAUGUCAGUGUUUUCAAGAAGUAGCCAUUCUUUCAACCAGCAAAAAGCUGCUGAUUCAUAAUAAAGUUUGAGGUCUGGCAGGGCAAAUCCACCUCUUUCCUUUGCAUCUGUUAAAAUUUUAAAUUUUAUUCUAGGUUUCUUGCCCUGCCAGACAAAUUUAGAAAUAUCUUUCUGCCACCUCUUGAAACAGUCCAUUUUGUCCACAAUCUGCAAAGUUUGAAACAAAAACAACAUUCUAGGCAAUACAUUCAUUUUUAUCGCAGCAAUACGGCCUAGCAGUGAAAGCUUCAAGUUUGACCAAAUUUCUAAAUCUUUUUCACUUCUGACCAACAUUUUUCAUAGUUAUCUUUAAAUAAAUUCCCAUUUUUGCUGUCAUGUUAAUCCCCAAGUAUUUAACUUUCUUAACCACUGUUAACCCUGUCUCAUUCUGAAACCUCUCUCUUUCAAAAGAUGUUAAAUUUUUCUCUAAAACCUUGGUUUUUGAUUUGUUCAAUUUAAAUCCUGCCACUUGACCAAAUUCUUGAAUCAGUUCUAAAACCCUUUUUGUACUAGAUUCUGGCUCCUGUAACGUCAGUACUAAGUCAUCUGCAAAUGCUCUCAAUUUAUAGUGUUUAGUUCCGACCUGUAUACCUUUCACCAACUGGUCCCUUCUAAUCAUGUUCAGCAACACCUCCAGGACCGAAAUAAAGAGAAGAGGGGAAAUUGGGCAACCUUGUCGUGUCCCUUUUUCAAUUUUAAGUUCUUCCGUCACAACGUUAUUUACAAUUAAUUUAGCCUUUUGUUCUGAAUAAAUUGCACUUAUACCAUUCUCAAAACCUUGGCCUACCCCCAUACCCUGAAGAUUCUUCUUCAUAAAAUUCCAAGAAAUAUUGUCAAAGGCUUUCUCCGCAUCUACAAAUAUCAACACUGCUUUAGUGUUUAUGUUCACUUCUAAUUUUUCCAAAAUAUCAAUUAUAUUCCUCAGAUUAUCAGACAAGUGUCUUCUUGGGAGAAAGCCCGCUUGGUCCUUAUGAAUCUCUUCCAACAGCACUUUUUAAAUCUCUUCGCCAAAAUAUCUGCCAAAAUUUUGUAAUCCACAUUAAGUAAUGAUAUUGGGCGGUAGUUCUUUAAUUGUGUCUUUUCAGCCUCUGUUUUUGGUACAAGUGUAAUAUAUGCUUCUUUCCACGACUCUGGUGCCCUCCUCCCCUCCAUUAUUUCGUUGCAGACCUCUUUCAAUGGUUGAAUUAACCAGUCUUUUAAGGAUCUGUAGUAUCUAGAGGUCAAGCCGUCUGGGCCUGGAGAUUUACCCAGUUGCAUAUUUUGAAUGGCACCUUCUAUUUCCUGUUCCGUUAUUCUAUCAUUCAAAAUUAGUCUCUUUUCUUGAGAUAUUUUUUGUAAUCCAUUUGUUUUCAAAAAUUGAUCUAAGUCUGUUUCUUUCACAGGCCCUUGAGUGUAUAGUCUUUUAAAAUACUUCUGGAAACAACUUCUAAUUUCUGCAGGGUUCUGUAUAUUCCUUCCAUCCACUUCUAAAUUCGUAAUCGUAUUUAAUUUUUGUCUCUUUUUCAUUUGCCAUGCCAACAGUUUACCACAUUUAUUAGCCGAUUCAAAAGUCUUUUGUCUCAUUUGUUUAAUUUUCCAUUCUACUUCCUGAUUCAUUAUUUUCAUAUAUUGUACUUGAUAUAACUUUAACUCUCUCAGAGUCUCUUGAGAUUUGGGAUUUACUCGCAAUCUUUUUCGCAUUCGUUCAUUUUAUUCAUAAUUUUAUCCUUCUUCUCAUUUUGAGUUCUUUUCUUUAUCGCAUUCUGUUGUAUUAAGAACCCUCUCAUCACAGCUUUACUUGCAUCCCAGAUUACUCUUUUCUCCACGUUGGAACUAAGAUUUAUCUCAAAGUAAUCUUUUAAGGUUUUUUGGGCCUUCUUAAGAAAUUCUUCAUCUCUAAAUAAGGUGUCAUUCAUCUUCCAUCUGAAGGAGCCAGUUGGCAUUAGUCUCAUUUCCAUCUUAACAGCAUUAUGGUCGGAGCAAAUUUUUGGGCAGAUUUCCACCUUUUUUUGUUUUUGGUGCCAUUCCUCUAGUUAUCCAAAUUUGGUCAAUUCUUGUCCAAGUCAUUUUGGCUUCAGAAAAGAAAGUUCCUUCUUUUGCCAAGGGGUUUCUAAUUCUCCAAAUAUCCACUAAAUCCAAGUUGUCUGUCAUAUCAAAAAAGGUUCUCGGUAGUCUACCAUCUUUGGUGACUACCUGUUUUUGUGCCUUGUCCAUAUAGGUAGAUACCACUCCAUUCAUAUCUCCCAUCAAAAUUAUGUUGUAAUCCAUAUGGUCCAUCAAGGUCUCGUGCAACUUCUUAAAAAAAUCGGAUUUCCCAUCAUUUGGUGCGUAAACUCCUACGAUCAAAAAUUUUUCUCCCUGUGUUUGAAUUUCAAUUGCCACAAAUCUUCCUUGGUCAUCCUUAAAAACAAAUUUUGGUGAUAAAUUAUCUUUUGCGUAGAUCACAACUCCUCUCUUUUUAACUUUAUCCGACGAAAUAAAUUCCUGACCAAGUCUUUUGUUUGUUAACAAUUUCCUGUGUAGUCUCAUUAUAUGUGUUUCUUGUAAACAAAUUAAAUCUAAUUGUUCCUUUUUUAAUAUGUGAAAUACUGACUUCCUCUUCUGAGGGGAAUUCAAACCCCGACAGUUCCAUGUUAAAAGUUGCAGGGCCAUGAUGUUAUUGUUUUGAUACUCCUCCUACUGCACCUAGUGCCUGUUCCUCGUCCGUCGGUGGUAUCCCUUCUUUCGAGCGAUCUUUUGGUUCCGGAGAUAGUUCUUUUUGUAAGUCUUCUCCGUGGUCUCUGUAGAAUUUAUCUUUGUCGUCUUCCGAUCUUAUUUUCCUCUUCUUUCCCUUGUAGGUAAAAGACAGGCCUUGGGGGAGUUCCCACCUGAAAUUGAUGUUGUUCCUUCUCAGCAGGAUAACCAGAUCUUUGUAUUUUGAUCUGAGCUCCAGAAUAUAUUUCGGAAUGUCUUUGAAUAUUUCCACCCUUUUCUGAUGAAUUUCCAAUGUUUUCCUGAAGUGUAGGCCCAAAAUCUUAUCCCUCUCUUCUUUUGUUCUAAAAGUAAUCAGACAGUCUCUCACCUUCUUUUCUCCUUUUCUCCCAAGUCUAAAUGCGUUUACUAUUUUGAAACUGUCUUUUGCCAGUUCUGGAUCCCAAAAGUCCAAAAAUUCCUGCGUGAGAAAUUCAGCUAAAUUGUCCUUUUCCACCUCUGGUACUGACCUGACCCGAAGAUUCACUUGCUUCUCCCUCAAAUCUAUCGUAGACAGAGUUAGUUUAUGGUCUUCCAAUUGUUUAUGCAAUGUUGGUAAUUCCUCUUGAACCUCCUUGACAUCCGUAGCAGAAGUUGUAGCAAUUUCUUUAGCCUCUUCAGCAAUCUGGCGAGUUGCGGCCGAUUCCUCUAAUAAUUUCUGAAUAGUCUCAGUGUUGGUAUUUACUUUUUGGCCCAAAUUAUUUAUACUUGCUGUAUUUUGAUCAAUCUUCUCAUAAGCCUCUGCUACUUGUUGACUUAUUUUACUCAAAGAUUCAUUAACUUUGGCCAAAACUUGAGCAAAGGCUUCUUCACUUGUCGAGCUUUUUACCUUUGAUUGUGCCGAUGAGGCUGUUGUUGAGGUUCCAGAAGGGCCUGAGACCGAAGCUCUCCUUUGUAAUCCUUCUUCUAUGCGAAUGUUCCUCCCCGAUCUUGUAGUCGAAGCCUCCGUCUUCUCUUUAUCUGCCAUUCCUUAGAUAAUUCUCAAGGUCAGACACGUAGUUAGAAUUGUACAGUGGAAAUUUCCUUCCAAAUAGUGUGAGAACUUAAGAGGAGUUGAGUUCUCAAAAAUUCAGUUGCGGAUGCUGAAUUAUAUCCUGUAGGUUAGGCACCCCCAACCUUCGGCCCUUCAGAUGUUUUGGACUACAAUUCCCAUCAUCCCUGACCACUGGUCCUGUUAGCUAGGGAUCAUAGGAGUUGUAGGCCAAAACAUCUGGAAGACCGCAAGUUGGGGAUGCCUGCUGUAGGUCAUUUCAACCAAGUGUAAAAUGGGGGUGACUUAAACUCCAAUUGCGGAGUUUAAUUCAAAAUUCUGAGGUCCGAUGAGAAGUAUUCUGCAGGUAUGAAAGGUUAGCUGCUGUUAAAGCAGUUCUAAAAGUGUGGAGCACAGUUUGAAGUAGAUGCAGGUGUUUUUAAUACAACAGAUUUUCAUGCUGAAAAGCCUUGCAGUGAAGAAAUACAGGAAUUAAUAAAGGUGAGCUAUAUCCUGCCCUCUGCUUCCAAGCUGUGAAUGCCAUUGCUUCUGUAGAUAAACCAGCACACACACAUCACACACAAAAGGGAGGUGUAAGCUGCUUGGGGGAACCUGUAGGUUUGCAAGAGAACAGUAAAUUGUUAGGGGCAGACAAAAACCUAAAGAACCCCACUAAGAACUGAACAAGCAGAGAUACCCUGCCAUGGAAUGCUGAUUGACAGUGUGGAACCAGGUGUAGGAAUGGCACAGAGUGACUAGAAUCCUGAGAAGCAGCAUUGCAUGCCAAAGCACCCAAGGCACAAAGUUCCCAGGAGAACAACAGGUUCAACUAGGCCACAACUUUAUUGGUUACAGAUGUGAGCGGUUUGGCUUAGGCAUUGGGGUGAAGCCAAGCUAUAUCUUGACUCCUGCCCAUCUGCAGAGAGUCCACUGAAAGGUAAACCACCAGUAAGGGGUGCCCUAUGACUUACAUUAAAUAGGGGGUCCCCGUAGGGGCUGUGACAUGGCCCUAGCCCACGUCCAGACUUCGGAUAGGAUUCACACCCUGGAUCCCUUUAACAGGAUACCCUUACUGAGGAGGGCCGGCGAAGGCAACAACCUCCCCUCCAACCAAACAAAGGUUUACCCAGUGCCUAAACUCACCAAAGUUGUGACGAUUGCUACUAGGUAGUCAAAAACCAAAUGGCCAGUGCCAAUUUGCCAAGUGGAAAAAAUUCCUACCCAGCCUGAACAACAUGGCGACCGACAGUUGUCCAUAGCAAGGUCAUUUGAGCAAAGUGUGAAAAGAGGGUGGGUGGGUUGGGUGAUUCGACGAAGGGGUGAGAAAAGGGGCCGGCCAGCCGUGCCACGAUUAAAUUGCCCGUGGCCACACCCACCCUGCUAGCUGAAUGGCUGGAGCUGUCCCCCAGCAAUGGUGACGCGGCCGUAGUGAUUUGGGGGAGAGGCGGCGUCCCUCCGCCCGUUUGGCUGGGGAACUGUUGAGAUCCGGCUGCCUGGCCACAAUGCCUCCCACUGCGUAAAAGGUGAACCGACUUCCAUACUGAAGCACUUUGCUGCAGGUCUCACUUACCUUUGUAUAAAAAUCAGUCUGCAAGACUGUAAUAUGAUCCAGAAGCAGACUCCAGGAUGGGUCUGACUUGAUUCUCAGAGGCUUGAGUUGCGAGAUCUUUGCCUUCUCUGUCAUGAGAAUGAUUGUCAUUUGUCUGAGGGAAAAUAAAACAGCUGCACUUGGUUGAAAUUGUGAUGUGAUCAUAACCUGCCCUCUAUUCUUUACUCUGGGUGAUCCAGCUCCCAUUUACAGGGUCCUGUAGGAAUUCUUGUAUGUUCACGUCAAUGUGAAGGGUGUAAAAAGAUGCACCGAUCCCCCGUCAGGGGUUUCUGCAAUACGCAAGCUUUCCUACCCUGUGUACAUGGUCAGAUAUAUAAGCGAGGUGCCAAAUGGCUCCUUAUACCAGGGUUACAGCUGCCAAAACAGAAUGUCUAGUUGCCAUUUGGGGACAAGACAGCUCUUAAGUCUUAUUUUGCAAAUGAUUGACAGACUGUGAUUAAGUCUCAGUUAAACAUUUGGCUAGUUCAGAUGACAACUUUGAGCUAGGUUAACAGCUUUGAGAACUUAAAGAAGACAAGUCACUUGAUCUAGGAAUAAUCUACACACAGUAUAUAUUGGCCUAUUCCAACCUCUUUUUCUUAAUGGUGACUGCUCCUGCUCAGGCUGCACAGAAAAAAACAUUUUUGUUCCUGAAAUUCAGUUUGAUUAUGCAGAUAAAAUAUAACUGAUAGAGUUUUACAGGAUGUUGUAUGAGUGUGUGAAAAGCGUCCUGAUCCAAUGAUCCCCAGGCAUGACGCUCCAGAUGGUGGGGACGUCAGGUGCCAUCCUGGCGCCCAGGCAUGUUCACUUGGACACAAGUGGUUGAUAGCCAGGUGCAAAAUGCUCCUGGUGCUUGGCUAAUUUCAAACACUGCUUGGAUUGCCAUGUUUUUGUUUAUAAGGAGAAGGGCUGGAAAAGAUCUUUGGACUUCAGUCAGCCCAGCUAAUAUUGGGCUAUAGAAGGCAUGACUUGGUAUAAAGCAGAUUCAUCUAUUUCCCUUUCCCUACAUGUGUCAGGAAUCCCAGUGUGUUUGUCAGCAAGGAAAUGAGGCACUCUAAUGGCCCUUCUGGCAUUAUGUUUGCACACCUGUUUUCUGACACUGGUCUUGGUAUUUCUAUUAGUAAAAGUAAUGUGAGAACCAACACUCAGUCAGACUGCAGUUGCAGCAGGGGUCAAAGUGACUCAUGCUGCAACCUAACACCAAAUAGUUUUUGGCCAUCCUUUCCAAACAGCUCCCAUGAACACAUUCUUCAAUUCAUGGCAAUGGUUGCUAUGUUUUCCAGCUUUGACACGAAUUGCAAGACAGUCAAAUUUUACCGGUGUUCCAGUGUACAAGUUUGCGGCUUAAGCCUGGCAUUUUUGGUUGUGGGGUUGAAUUCUGAAGUCCCUCAGAUGGCAGAAGGUGGGGCUGGGAAUAUAUAACUUAGAGAAAAUGUCAUUUGAGGGUCCAUAGCUGAGGUAUGCUUUGCAGGAGUGGAGUAGAACUCUGCCUGAGAGCCUCUAAAUAUGGACAAUACUUCUAUAGAAGGACAGUCAGAUUGAUUCAGGACAAGUUGUAUCCGUUGAUAUAAAAGCAUGCCCAGGGUUCUUUUUAUACUAAGUGUCUCUGCCAGGAUCUGUGGCUCAUAGUGGCAUUGCAUAUAAAUUGUAUUUUGUGUGUGCAAGGGCUUUUUCCAGCCGGAACACUCCUGAACGCAGUUCUGGAGCGGCACGUUUUUUUCAGUGCUUUUUAAGGUAGUCGAUGCGGCGCACUCCCUAAAAAAAGCUCAACACUAGUGUGUGGCCUGCCAAGCAUUUAAAAACAAAUCCCAAGCAUCUAGCCUUCAUGGAUGUUUAUAAAGAAACUGUUGCAUUACUGUGAUCUGUCCCUUGAAGGCAAAUCAUCCCUGCAGAAAGGGAUUUAAACAUUCGGUGUAUUGUAACUAUUUCACAGUUGUUAUCUGAACGAUUGGAGUUGGCAAUGUGAAGGCUUUCAAUCAUAUCGGCUUCAUGUACAGCCCGUCCUGGAAUCUUUUUAAAUGACUCACAAGGUAUAGCAAACAAGAACUCACCUUUUGUUGCACUGAACAUCAUGUUCCAAAGAUGCACCAGACCUAUGAGGUCAUAGUCACAUUGUGGUCACAUAGUCCAUAGCUGAGGGGGAAAGGUUUUUUGGGACCAAUGGAAGACACCUAAACUACCAAAAUUAAGUGCAUUUGAUUUGUUCCUAGGAUUAUUAUUAUUUUUUGUCAGAUCACUAAAUGAGAAAGCAAAACUCUCAGUACCAUAAAGGGUAAGUAGUCUAUUCCCUAUUGGGGGGGGGGGGUCCUUCAACUGAACUUUAGAAGAAGAAAAAUAGAAAAGUUUUGUGUCAUCUUGCAUGUCAUGCUUCUGGUUUCCCCCCUCACAUGUAAAAUGCCAUUUAAAAGUUGCUAGAGAAUGAAACUGUGGAAAGUUAAAUUUAAAACAAUUUAGAACAGAUUAACUAUUUAUGGAAAUGGGUCUGUAGAUUAACAUUUUCAUAGAAUUACCUAGCAACCAGGAUGGACCAAAAUGGACAAGCAAUGAAAAAUUCAGAUUGGUACAGAAUUCCGCAUCCUGGGGGUCAGUUUAGGCAUUCAGCUGAAUGAGGUGGUAAAGCUUUGCUCCACCCUGCCACUUUAGGGGGCAGGUGGUGAAAAUAGAAAGCAAGCAUGUCAGGGAGAAGGGUUCCGUGUAACCACCCUAAUCCCACGGGAGCAUGGAUCCUAGGGCGCUCUUUGCCCCUUCCUGUUAAAAACAGUAGACUUAAAGAUGUUCAACAGUGUGUAGUUUUACUUUAUAUGGAACUAGGAACAGAUGGAAAAUGUGGGGACUUGGGGUUAACUGAAAACUGGAUUUGGGGCAGGCAGGAUCUGGGUUGAUAAUGAAUUAAGGGAUGAUCUAGGUCGGAUUUUUAUUUGAAGAAAUGAAUUAAUGUAAGAUAAUUUAUUUAGAGGUGAUUGGUCAUAAUUAAAGGAAGGAGAAGUUAUUCUGAGCUUGGGGAUAGUUUAGCAAAAUAAGAGUGUGUUUUUGAUAUAAUUGGCCCACCCCCCACAUUUCCCCUGCCCCAGGGGUGGUGGAAAAUCUUCCUUCGUCUUCCUACUCAGUUGCAGCUUCAAGUUUUCAGACUGGAAAAAGACUGACGUUACUUCUUGAACAUUCAGCUUGCUGCAGCAGACUACAACCGAUCUCCAGUUUAGACCUGUGUUAUCUUUGUUGGCAACUCUGUGGUGGAAACUCCCAUAAAGCUCCCAUAGAUCACUCUUGCAAAAUUGUCUUUUGGUAGAAUGAAUGGUUACCAGAUCCAGAGAACUACCAUAAAACUAUAGACUACACCACACCGUCAUUCCCUGGUUUGAGAAAGGCUGGGCUUUUCCAAAACUAUUCUGCGGAGAGAACUAAUUAUUAAAAACAACAGAAACAACAAAAACAAAUGUGUGCAUCUCAGCAGAUAUGUACAAUAAAUGCUUAUUGCAUUUUUUAAAAAGGCUCCGGUUUUCUGCUGUAGCAGAAAGUAAAGUUGGAGGAACCCCAGAGGCUAUUUUCUUCAGCAUUAAUUUAGUUCAGGCCUGAACUUGUAUUUGAAACAAAUAUUCGUGAAUUAAAGUUGGGAGAUAUGAAAUAGUUAACAGAGUAGCAGUCUAUAAAAUAUAUAAAUUUGCGCUGGAUUCAACUGCUGCUCCUGUUGGCUUCUACACUUUGGAAUGGGGGGGGAGCCAUUUUGUCAAACAGCUUCUUGGGCUGGCCUGCAUAGGAGGGAGGGCUAGACUUUGAGUCCAUUUCCAACUCAGAGAUAGUUUUGAGGAAGUUUAUUUAUCUAUACAGAACCUGGAUGAAUAGACCUGUGGUUGGAGGUAUUGAAGUGGGGGAGAGAAGGGAAAGGAAAACGGACAGCAGUCUUCAUGUUGUGUGAGAGACCUUCCUAUACAUCAAAAGCAAGUUCCAUUGGUUUCAGUGGGGCUUAAUUUGGGGUUGUUUCCAACAGCAUUUCUUCCUUGAUGCAUUAAUGAAUUUUCACAGCAUCUCCUCACCACCAGGACCUCAGGAUGAAAAGUAACUGCUCCACCCAGUAUCCUGUCUCCAAAAUGACCUGUGUAAUAUAAACACAGCUAAGUGGCAUUGAGAAAUAUGAAUGUUUGUUCCCUCAUCAGCCUGGGCCUAGAUAUUAAAAAACGUGGUUUCUUUGUUUUGUUUUGUUUUGUUUUUCAUUACAGGGAAGGACAGUAACAGUGUUAUAAUGUCCUUUCUUGUGUUUUAUAUAAGCCAAGGAGUGAGAAGCUUUUGCCUAAAUAGCUAUUUGAGAUUGCAAGGGUUCCCUCUGGUGGCAUUUUGGAUUAAGAUGUAGAACAUUUGCUAUCAUAGCCUCCAGGAAUCCAGGCAAGGAUUGCUCAUCUAAUUUUUAUUUUGGAAAGGGGAAGGGUUGUUCUGGGAAGACAUCCUCAAUGUUCCACUUGAAUAGGGGAGAACUCUUUUUGCUUCCUCUGACCUUGGGGUGCUCAGUGCAAAAAAUGAUGCUGGCUACCACCCCAAGAACACUGUUGUUGUUGUUUAGUCGUGUCCGACUCUUUGUGACCCCAUGGACCAGAGCACGCCAGGCACUCCUGUCUUCCACUGCCUCCCGCAGUUUGGUCAGACUCAUGUUUGUAGCUUUGAGAACACUGUCCAACCAUCUCGUCCUCUGUCAUCCAUUUCUCCUUGUGCCCUCCAUCUUUCCCAACAUCAGGGUCUUUUCCAGGGAGUCUUCUCUUCUCAUGAGGUGGCCAAAGUAUUGGAGCCUGUGCUGGUUACCGUGAGGCGUGGUCAGAGUCCGGUCCUGGGUCGAGGGUCUGGGGACUGUCCACCAAGGGUGAAGCGGGGUCCAAAGCGAGGAGCCGGGCAAGGUCGGGAACUCUGGAAGAACAGGUCUCGGUGCUGGCAGAAACAGGUUUCCAACGACGUUGCUCCCGCAACCUGGGACCGGGCUGACUGGCCUUUAUCUUCUCUGAGGCCAGGGGCGGUCCACAGGUGACCCGCCUCUCCUGGCCUUAAGGCAAGCACUCCUCCUGAGAGAACCCAGUUCCCUCCGCCUCUCUGCCCUGAGCCUCUGCAGCUCAGGAGAGGCUGGAGGCUUACUGGACCCAGGGGGAGGCUCACCUUCCCCUGACAGGGCUGGGAGAGGCGCACCUGUAGGCACUGUCUCUUCAAUCACCUCCGGAGCCAGAGUGGAAUCAUCUUGUGUCUGCUCCUGAGGAUCCGGCACAGGUGCAGGUGCUUCAGCUUCAAGGCCCUGCCCUGGCUCAGCCGGCCCUGGAGGCAGGGACUCCUGUGCAGGCUGGGAUUCCUCCGGUUCAGCCUCUGAAUCAGAUUCCCAGGCCAUCACAGAGCCUCAGCUUCAGGCUCUGUCCUUCCAGUGAGCACUCAGGGCUGAUUUCCUUAAGAAUGGAUGCGUUUGAUCUUCUUGCAGUCCAUGGGACUCUCAAGAGUCUCCUCCAGCACCAGAAUUCAAAAGCAUCAAUUCUUCGGCGAUCACUGCCUGCCCCCAAAGGCACUGUCUUCUGUGCACUGUUGAAGUGCCCAAUCUGAUUCUUGCCAAAGUAGUAGCCUAGACUCUCUCCAAAAUGUUGUGUCAUUGGUUGGAAUAAAAACAAAUAGCAAUUUACCAGAGGACCAGAAUUCAAGAGUUUAAAAGAAAAAGUGGGAUAGGGUUUUUUGUUGAUGUGAAAAAGCUAUUUUUAAAAAAGGGGAGAGGAAAUUGGACAUCCCCCCUGGAAGAGGGCAACAUAUCUAGUUUCAAUUUGAUCCAGGAAUGCUCCUUCGCUACUCCUCUUUGACCUCUGUUCCUGUUUUUGAUAGAUAACUUUUGGUUGGUCUCACCCUCAUGCUUAUCUUGAACAGUCAAAAGUGCAUAUGCCUUAUCUCUGUUAUACAGAAAAGGCGGAAAGAAGUAGUGAAUUCUUUGUAAAGCUGAGGCAUCGUCCUAAAUACUGCUACCUGCAUCCUCUCGUGUUCUUUUUGCGCAGACCCAGGUGAAGGACUUUACUCUGCCUCCCCAGGUAUGAUGUACCCAGUUCCAUCCCUGGCUUCUGACUGCUUGCCCUCCUGGCUGCCCUCUCUCCUCCUGCCAUUUGCUGCUGGGUUGGCUGAACAGCUGGAAUGCUACAGAGGGCAAGUGCAGGCAAUGAUUACGGGAAUUGAAACUCUUCAUAUUGUGUGAGCAGCUGCCCAUCUCACAGCCGUUUUCAUUCCACAUUUGCACCUGAUGUUGUACCCAAAGCACUCUUCUGUCUUGGCAGAACGAUCCAGGCAACAAGAAGACCAACUGAGGAAGUGAAGAGCACAGAGAGCCAUUGAUACAUGUCUGCUUGAGGAGGCAACUGCCAAAUUAAACUGAAAAGAAGUUGUCUUAUUGGUUGACGUUACAAGUAAGUUGUUGGAAAGGGAAGGCUUCCUAAAUUAUAAGGGGAAAUGUACUUUGUAGGCCUUGCUAAUGGAACAGGAUUAAGAGUCUAUGAGAGCAGGGCUGGCCCAUCCAUGAGGCAAGGUGAGGCAACUGUCUCGGGUGGCAGAAUCCACAGGGGAAGCAGAUCUGCCCUCCAAGGAAUGCAUUGCCCACCACUGCAGUAGUAACAGCAGCUGCAGAGCAUUCCUUGGAGGCUGGAUCUGCCACCCCCUCAGCCCCCACCCCAGGCCUCCUCCACAGAGGCCUCUUAGCACAUAGACAGUGCUGCUGGUCUCUUCCCACCCCUGGGGAAGAAAUGGUGGGGGAAGCCCUAUGGGUCUACAUCUGCCCAGCAUGAUCCAGAGUGGACCUUUUCCUUCCCCCACAACCAUCUCUGAUUCCCAGCUCAGCCAUUGAGUAAGUUUGAUUCAAUUCCCCCCCUUGUUCCUGAUGCAGAUCUUCACUCACCCCUUCUUACCUGGUGGGGGGGCACUAUUUUGUGGUUUGCCUUAGGUGUCAAAAUGUCUCGGGCCAGCCUUUAAUCUAAGAGAACACAUUGGGCACAAUCCUGCUGUAAUCAAAACAUUUAACUGAGGAAACAGUGCUAAACACCCUUACUAGAAGGCAAGCCUCUGGCAUGUCUUUUGUCCCUUGACGCUGGCAUCCCAGGGCAGCUGUCAGUUGGAGCAGAAGGAUUGCCCUGGCAGUGAGAGGAAAAGCAGCAAUCCCUGCAGCUUCCCCUUCUCUGGCCAACAUUUAUGUAUCUGAUGUUUAAAGGUUUAUUAUUAUUAUUAUUAUCAUCAUCAUCAUUAUUAUUAUUAUUAUUAUUAAUUAAUGCAUCACUUACACAAGAGUCUCUUGGCAAUUUGCCAUUAAACACAAAACAUGCCAGUAUCACAAUGCUGUUUUUUUAAAUGCAUAAAUUAAACACCACAAUCUAACGUCCAGCUCUUGUAGCCAUAGAUUUGUUGUCCCUCUGUGCACUUUCAGUAUUGAAGUAUCCUGUGCAAUUAACUUUGCUAGGGUUGAAAGAAUGCAGCUCUUUAAACAAUUAGACCAUCUGUAUAGGAAAUGCUAGCAGCAAUUCUGUGAUAGCGUAAAGGAUAAUGGGGAGAGAAACAAGCUUAUAGUAACCUUUCUUCUUCUUCCCCCACCCCUCCCUCUUUCACGAAGGAUUUACCAUGUUUGGGACUGUGGUCGUUGGGAUUGGGAUUGCAGGAUCUGUGCGGAUCAGGGACUUGCUGAAUCCUUUGCCUUCCAGUCCUGCUGAGCAUCUCAGACUGUUGGGCUUUGUGUCUAGGUGAGAGGCUUCAUUAUGUGGCUUAAGAAAAAAAUUCUAAUGAGAGUAAUUUAUAACUUGUAAAAACAAUUAUGCUUGAUGGCACCUUGAAGCUAACAUUUGAUAAGCCUUUUUUAUUUUUUCAAAACAUGGGCAUGUCUCAUAGGUAAUAACCUACUUCUUCAAAUGCUGAGUAGGAACUUAAUAUUCUAAUGAGCCUGGAUCCCAAGAUUUAGAGCGCUGUACAUCUCACGGGACGCGGGUGGCGCUGUGGGUUAAACCACAGAGCCUAGGACUUGCCGAUUAGAAGGUCGGUGGUUCGAAUCCCCGCGACGGAGUGAGCUCCCGUUGCUCGGUCCCAGCUCCUGCCAACCUAGCAGUUCAAAAGCACGUCAAAGUGCAAGUAGAUAAAUAGGUAAAGAAGGUAAACUGCAUUUCCGUGAGCUGCUCUGAUUUUGCCAGAAGCGGCUUAGUUAUGCUGGCCACAUGACCCGGAAGCUGUCUGCGGACAAACGCUGGCUCCCUUGGCCAAUAAAGCGAGAUGAGCGCCGCAACCCCAGAGUCGGCCACGACUGGACCUAAUGGUCAGGGGUCCCUUUACCUUUACCUUUACAUCUCAAGUUGUCCCCCACUGAGGCUCUUUUCAGUAUUCCCUUUUCGUCAGAGGUAAAAUGAGUGAUAACUGGAGAGAAUGCCUUUUUGGUUUGGUGCCCCAUUUACUUAUCUGGCUCCAACACUGUUUUCUUUCAGGCACCAGAUGAAAACAUCUUAAUUCUAUCAUCUUUUUAAGUUUCUGGCAUUUUAAAAUAUUCCCCAUGGAACUGGAUUAUCUAUCAUCUGUUUUUAUUAUGCUUUUUUAUUAUUGUUGUGACAUUUUAAUUGAGUGAAAAGCUCCAAAAGCAAUUUUGUUGCUUCCUUCUGCACUUUUGUGCCACAUAAGUGCUGUUCAUGGUAGGUAUGUUCUCAUUCAUUUUUGUUUCUGCUAAAACUAGGAGACCUCUAGGUGAUGUUCAGAAAGUCAAGCAGAUAAGUCUACAAGAAGCUGUGGACAGCAAGGAGGUCACUGCUGCCAUCGUCUGUACAGAUAACCAGAACCACAGUGAGACUGUCAGGUAUUGCCUUCCCAAUUCUCUAGUAUAAAAACGACGUUAGAAUGUCGGUUCCCCGUUAUUCCAGAGAGUAUGUUGACCAGAAUGACUUUCAGCAAAACUCUCACUUUACACUUGCUAUUUAGGCAUUAUCCUUCUCAUCAGUUGACGAUGGUUCAUGCAAGUUUAAACAGUACAUUUUCUUACCUUCCAAAACACCCUCCCUUCAGAUGUGAAGGAAAUAAGCAGCUAUCCUAUCUUUAAAAGACAUCUGAAGGCAGCCCUGUUCAGGGAAGUUUUUAAUAUUUAACGCUGUACUGUUUUUAACACUUGACUGGGAACCGCCCAGAGUGGCUGGGGAAACUCAGCCAGAUGGGCGGGGUAUAAAUAAUAAAUUAUUAUUAUUAUUAUUUUUAAAAACGUGGGUGGGAUAGGAACAUAGGAAACAGCCUUACACCAGGUUAGACCAUUGGUGUAUCAAGCUCAGCUUUGUCCACACUGACCAGCAAUGGCUCUUCAGAAUUUCAGACAGAAAGCAUCAAGAAGAACUUUAUGGCAAUAAGAGCCAUUUGACAGUGGAACGGAUUCCCUCCCUCACUGGAGGCUUUUAAGUAGAGGUUGGAUGGCCACCUGCCAGGGAUGCUUUAGCUAAGGUUCCUGCAUUGCAGGGAGUUGCUCUCGGUGACUCUUGGGAACCCUUCCAACUCUACAAUAUGACGAUUCUCUUCCCAGCUCUUCCUGGAGACGUCAGGGAUUGAACUUGGGAACGUCUGCAUGCAAAGCAGCUGCUCUGGCACUGCUCUCUGGUUCCCCCUGAGCCUUGGCUCUUUCCUGGUCGUCACUUAAUGUGUGUGUUUCAUCUAGAAAGGCAACAAUAUAAAUGCGCAGUUUAUGUGAAGUGCUUGUAUGGAUACUAGAAUGUAAAAACGUAUGGAGAAAAUUGUCCUUAGCGCCUAGAAAUGCUUCUGAUAUCCAUGAAAGCUUGCUUCAAACUGUAAACUAGUUUGACUUUGGCUGCAACUGUAAUUGCUGCAACAAAAGAACAAUGAGAAUUGUAGUUUGCACGGCUGCUGGGCUGGGUGGAUUUGAUUUAAAUCACUAAUCAGUAAGACUUGAUUUAAAUCAUUUUUUUACAGAAAGACUCAUUCUUGCUAGUAUAAUCUUAAUAUUUACAACCAGAUGAAGGUUUCAUUUUUGGAAUAAUAAAUUUUCAGAGUAGUUUUUACAGUUAUAUUAAAAAUGACUGAUUUGGUUAUAUUAUUAGAAAUGCAUAGACAGAUAAUUAUGAAAUUAUUGUGAGGUUUAAUAAGUUAACUGUUUAUAUUUGGACAACUUUUCUGCUAUACUUUAUUGGAAGGAGAAAAAUAAUCAUUUCCUUAAUAACAAUUUAAACAAUUUAUUUAACUAAAACAAUAACAUUAUAGCAUAUGUAUCCGUGUUUGUUAACUGAUGUGGUUAAACAUUUUUAAAAAAACAAACACAGACUGAGUUUUAGCACACAUGAAAAACUUACAACAAAUCCUUAUUUCCUGAUGAAUAGCCUUUGGACUAUAAUGUAACUUAAAUAGAAAACUAUCGUUAGAAAGAUUUUCCCUCCAAAAGCAUUUUAUUUUAAAAUUUUGAUUUUUUUGAUUAUUUUUAAAAUCAUUUAUUUUUAUCCACCCUGCUGUUGGGAUUAAUUUGGAAAACACCUAGGAAAGGUGCUCUGAGCUUCUGAAAGUGCAAGAUGCAUAAGUGUAACACAUAUCAUUUUCUCCUUUGUAAGGAUGUUCCUGGAGGCUGGGAAACAUGUCCUUGUCGAGUACCCUUUGGCGCUGUCUGCAAAGGAAGCACAUGAGCUGUGGGAGUUGGCAGAGCAGAAAGGUAUUAUGCAAAACCAAGGCUGUGCUUGUUUAAAACAGUGUGUGGCGCCACAGCUCUGCUCCUUUGUAAUUUAAAGUGUGUGUCGCAGGGCAGCACAGUUGCAAAGGUAUCCUGUCCUGUAUGGAUAGUUAUGCAGAAUGACAAGUACUGCUUCUUCUUCUACCACUGCAGCAUCACAAUGGGAGAAAUGAUAUAUGUCAAAGUUCUCCUUUCUUCAAAACUACUAGAGACAAAGGAACUCUGCCCUGGUCCCUCCAAAUUAACAGAACGGGGGUCGGGGGGCAUCUCAGAUGAGGAACAGGUGUGGUACAAAAUGGAAAACUAUGGAACACUCUGCUGUGCUGCAAGAAGUUUGUGCUCUUGGACAGAGACAACCACUUUACUGCUUCAAUUUCUAAGAAAGGUACAAAGUAUGUGUCACCUGGGGUCCAACCCUACCAUUAGGCAAAAUGAGGCAACUGCCUCAGGCAACAGACGUUGAGAGGCAAUGGCAGCACCUCUCUCAACGUUUCUUCAGCGUUCCCUUCUGUUGGAGAAUAUACUACUACUACUACUACUACUACUACUACCACUACUACUGUACUACUAAUAACAACAAUAAUAGUACCCCGCGCAUCUGACUGGGUUUCCCCAGCCACUCUGGGUGGCUCCCAAUCAAAUAUUAAAAACACAAUAUAGAUGCUGACAGGUUUUGUGCACCGCAUGGCCUGUCCUGACCACCCCCUCAAAAAAACCAGCCGCCUGCAACAGAGGAUGCUGUCCCAUUGCAGCAAGGUACUGCAUGUGGAAUUUGGAGGAGGGGGUGUAGCAACCACCUUGUACUUCAUAUAAGGCUGCAAAAUGUCUUGGGUUGCCCCUGAUUUCACCUUUCCUAGAAAAAAAAGCAGGGGGAAAUUCCUUCGUUCAUUCUCUUUUGUUACUAAUUUUUAUUAUUUAUUAAAUUUGUAUACCACCCUGCAUCUGAAGAUCAUAGGGUGGUUUACAACAUAAAAAUAAAACAUGAGAACACAAAAUACAUAACAAUAAUGAGAAAACGAGAACAAACCACAAACACAUUUUAAAGGCCAUAGAUUGUUUAAUCAUCCAAAGGCCUGGUUAUAGAGAAAGUACCAGGUGAGCCUCCUGGGGGAUAAAGGUAAAGAUCCCUGACCAUUAAGUCCAGUCGCGGACGACUCGGGUUGCUGCGCUCAUCUCGCUUUGCUGGCCAAGAGAGCUGGCGUUCGUCCGCAGACAGCUUCCGGGCCAUGUGGCCAGCAUGACUAAGCCGCUUCUGGUGAACCAGAGCAGUGCAACGAAACACUGUUUACCUUCCCUCUGGAGCAGUACCUAUUUAUCUACUUGCACUUUGAUGUGCUUUCAAACUGCUAGGUGGGCAGGAGCAGGGACUGAGCAACAGGAGCUCACCCCGUCACGGGGAUUCGAACUGCCAACCUUCUGAUCGGCAAGCCCUAGGCUCUGUGGUUUAGACCACAGCGCCACCCACGUCCCCUUGGGGAUAUCCCCUUAGGGAUAGCAUUCCACAAAUGGGAGCCACUGCAGAAAAGGCCCAUUCUCAUGUUGCCAACCUCCAGACCCUUCAUGAAGGAGGCAUGCAAAGAAGGGCCUCAGGGUCCGGGGUGGUUUAUAUAUGGAGAGGCAUCCUUGAGCUAUUGUGGUCCUGAGCCAUUUAAGGCUUUAUAGGUCAAAGCCAGUACUUUGAAUUGGGCCCCGAAAGUGAUUGGCAGCCAGGGCAGUCAGGCCAGGAUUGGUGAUAAAUGCUCAAGCUGUCUUUCCCCAGUGAGCAACCUGGCCGCCAGUUUCUGCACCAGCUGAAGUUUCCAAUUCUUCUUCAGAGGCAGCCCCAUGUAUAAUGUUACAGUAUUCUCGCCUAGAGGUUACCAGUGCAUAGACAACAGUAGUUAGGCUAUCCCUGUCCAGAGAGGGGUGCAGUUGGGCCACCAGCCGAAGCUGAUGGAAAACACUCAGUGCCACUGAGCCUCAAGGGACAGCAAAGGAUCCAGAAGUACCCUCAAGCUGUGUGCUCCAGCCAUCUGAUCUAGGGCCUCAGUCUUAUCUAGACUGAGCUUCAGCUUAUUGACUCUCCUGCAGUCCUUUACCAAGGCAAGAGAGUGGUCCAGCACGUCCACUGCCUCACCUGAAGAUGUAAAGAAGAAAUGGAGCUGUUUAAGAGUAGCAGUCUUCCACCCACACUAAUAUCAGUGCAAAUAAGAUCCCACUCUUUAAAAAAGUGAAAAAGCAGGUGUAGUAAUACAGAUUGUAUUUUGGAGCAAGUCUGCACAACAUCUAACCCACCAACCAUCUAAAUUGUGUUCAAAAACAGGGACGUUUUGCAGCACCUGAUGGGGUACAGUAAAUGGCUGAUAAGCUGUUUGGCACAGAGUGUCACAAGGUGCCCAGGGCUGCUCUGUACCUUCAGGGAAGGUAAUUUCAUUCUCAUGUAUAUAUACCCCACCUUUUUACCUGAUGGGCAAAAUAGUUGCUUAACUGUUUUUUCUAUGUAUUUAGCCAUUUUUAUUUUUAUCCCUAGGAUGCCUUAGGUCCUGCUAGGGAAAAGGGCAGGAUAUGUAUGUAUGUAUGUAUGUAUGUAUGUAUGUAUGUACAAACAAACAAACAAAUAGUGCAGCCAAGAAAUGGAAUGCGUAGCUACUUCCUUGGUGUAGGGUUCCCAGCUAAAUUACUCAAGGGGAGAUUUUAUGACUUUACUAGCUAUGUGGCAAGAAGGUGCUCAAGGCGCAUAGCUUCUCUCACACUCUUGUAGAAGACUGGGCACUGACAACCAUGCAUUUGAACCUGAUGCCAUUCCCAAUUGUUGAUCAUUAAAUCUGCAUUUGUCUCCAUGGCAGGCAAAAUCCUCCACGUGGAACAUAUUGAACUCCUGACUGAGGAGUACAAGCAGCUGAAGAAAGAGGUGGCAGGGAAGGAGCUUGUGAAGGGAACCUUGCACUUCACAGGUCAGUAGUUGGAGACGGUCUAAUUUAAUGCAGUCUGACCUGCUUUGCAGCAGCUGGUGCUUCAGGCAUCAUCAACCCACCCAUUUCUGGAAGGAAUAAACAUGGACCAGGCCAGUUUAACCAAAGAUUCUAGGCCUACCUCUUUGCUGACUGCACUGGUUUUUCUAUUUACAAGUAUUAUAUAUUGUAAGAGAGCUUUAAAAAUGUGGUUCUGUCCAGCCCCCAGCUGCAGUUUGGACUGGCGCAGUCCAUUCUACUGUUGUACAAACAGACCUGGUCUUUGAAAUUAUUCUGUCUGUUUGAUAGUAUAGCGAGUCCACCCAUAGGUAGAAUAGUUCUUUUUCCAUCCAUGUGUUCAAAGUCCUCUUUUUCAUUUCUAAAGGUGGUGCAUUGGAUGAAGAACGCUCAGGGUUCCCAGCUUUUAGUGGGAUUGCUCGCCUGACUUGGCUAGUUGAUCUUUUUGGGGACCUCACUGUUGUCUCUGCCACGAGGGAAGAGCAGAAAGAGAGAAAUUACUCCAGAAUGACUGCACAAUUUCAGACUGCAAAAAAUAGGUUGGUAUAAUUGAAUUCUAGAAAAUGUUGAUUAACCACAAUAAUAUUUCUCCUGCUGCCUUACUAGGGUCACAUGUGGCACUGUGGGUGCCAACAUCCCUCAACCAAAAUAAUCUCUGCGCAGGCAAUCUAAAUUUUGCACCAAGAAAAGGACGAGGCAGGAGCAAAUUAGCUGUGAGCAUCUCUCUAGGAGCUCAUAUGCUUGGGUAUAUGCUACGGCAUAAUUUGGCUUUGUGCAAUGUGCAAACCAGACCAAUAUCUGUUUAAUUUACAAACCACCUUCGUAUAUGCUCAAGGUAGUGUACAACAAAACCAAACCAUAAUAUUGAAAUGAACACAAUAAACAGUUUACACUUUCAAUCUAUAAUACUGCCCUAGUCUCAGUAAAUUAUUUCCUCUGCAUCUGUGACAUAGGGCAGGACCACAAUUGGACAGGCAUUUGCUGGGAAUCCUGAAAUGGUUUUGCUUUGAUAUCCUGGAUGAAAUUGAUAUUUUCAGAACUGGAACCAAUUAUUGUAAUUGCUCCUACAAGUCGAAUAUGUCAUUGUCUUCCUACUUUUCUAGGUAGCAUGUGGCCUGGUUUGUUACCUGUGCUGUCAUCCACCUUUGUUCUACUAGGCUUAUCACAUGUUGUGUGCACCUCUGCCAUGUGUAUCCCGGUAGCUUUUGUCUUUGGUGUAGUCAUUCGUCUAAGAUUAAUCUGCUGGGAAUGUUAGCAUUGCAUAACAGUCUGAGUAUGUUGACUAGCAUCAUAUUCCAACUCCACUGGCAAAAAACUCCCAUGGAGCUGGAGCCAAGGUCUCUUUCCAAAAAGGUCACUUCAACUGCCCGUGGCUCAGCAGCAGCAGCAUGGCUCCCCAAAAAGUAAGCCCUUUAUCAAAUAGCAUAGGUGGAGUUUGUAACUCUGAGCAGACAGUGUUUAACUUCUGAAAAAGAGCACGACUGAUUCCAGUCCACUUGAAGAUAAUGCUAUCUCCUCUGCCACCUCCCAUAUGUAUAUUAGCUGGCUGUGCUGAGGAGGACUCUGAAUAGUGCUAGACUUGGAGUCCUUUUUCUGUCUGUAUGUCCUGGGCCAGGGCUGUAAGCAGCCCAGCGCCGCCACCCCCAUUCUGUCCGAAAGAAAAACAAAGGGGAAGCGACGAAAGGCAUUCUCCCUCAGAAGAUGUAACGAGGAGUGCCUGCACACUUGUUUUCUGCAAAUGACCAAACAGAUGAUGCAAGGAGAGUCCAGGUCUUCCAUCAAUAUUUGUGGCAGCAAAACAGAGUUAGCAACUAUGCUGACUGGUUGAAAAGCCGCCACUGCUGAGGGUUUGGUUUCACUGAGUAUUUGGACAGCUGUUUACACAGAGCCGUCAGUAUUAAAUCUUGUUACUUGUUCUGUCAUCUAUUAUAGAAGAGUGGAACCUACAACAAAACAUUGCAGUUUAUCCUCACCUCCUUGUAGGAGUGCUCUUGUUCAGGAUUCCUGCCAGCCAUUUCAUUUCAUACAAAACAUUUCAGAUCCACACAUUUCCUUGUUUUUCUUUUCCAGCUGACAGGCAAUAUUGUUUGGCUCUUGAGCACAUUCAUUUUUCAGUGGACAUGUUUCUGUGUGUUUAAGGUUUGUUCUCUUUUAGUUUUGCAAGACAUGAGAUUUCCCUAAGCAUGCUAAUACCUUCCUCUUAGUGGCCCCAUUUGGCCUACAAUCCUGUUGCCACUGGCUACCUGAGAUCACUAUUAGGAGUGGCAACUAGCCUGUGGAGCCCGGCCUCAGAUGUGCAGGAUUUAACCAGCGAACAUAACGUCUGGGGGGAAUUCUGGAAAAAUGUCGAGGAUUUUGAGGUUGAUUACCUAAAAAAUGUUCAGCAACUUUGAAUUUCAUUUUCUAAAAAAUGCUCAACAACUUUUGUGUCCUGAAUUUUACUUCUAGAAAUAUGACAGCCCUAAAUAUAGCAGCGCAGAAAUGAGUUACAAUCAAGCUUCUCUCAUUUGGGGAAUGAAACUUCUCAGGUUGAGGAUUGGGAAGGCUACUGGGUAAAAUUAGAUGUAUGACAAGAGACAGGAGGCAGCUGUGAACUGCUGGCAAUUGAUAAAGCAAGAAGACUGGGGAACAUUGACUAGAGAACCAAGGCUUGUUAGAUCUGGGCUUGAGAAUCUGGCAGGGCAAUUAUGCCAGAUGUGUCUUCUGUUGGUGUUGCAACAUUGUGAUCCUGCAACCCAAAGGGGACAAGAAGGGUCAGAAAAGCAGAGGGGAGAGGUAGGGGUUAAUUUCAUGGAUUGAAAUGGAAAGCUGCAGCCUUCAGUAAAAUGCAGUAAUUUGGUAACUUUUCACAAAAGAUAAAGAACACCAGCAGGUGGUGCUAAGAAGUGGCAGCAAGUGUUCAAAUAAUAAUAAAAAAAUUGUCCAGUAGCACCUUAUAGACCAAGUAAGUUUUUUCUGGUAUAAGCUUUUGUGUGCAUGCAUACUUCUCCAGUUCAGUUUGCCAUUUACUCUAUAUGCUUUAAAAAGCUGCAAGUUAUUUUUCAAUGUAUGUCUUCAUAAUUUGCUGCAUGUACAGAACCACCUGCAGCCAGCUUGCCUAGGGUGGGGAAAUUCCCUGUGUUGUCUUUUCAGAGCCAAAGCCAUCUAUGCCAGCCGCUUCUGGGUGUCAUGCAACCCUUUUAGCAUUUGGCGGCUCUGCACAGUGUUCCAGGUCUGUUCCCUUCCUGGGCAGGUUUCCCAGUGAUGCAGUUCCACUGACAUGGGUGGCUUUGCACUAGCUGAAUGUUUGGCCCUCUCUCAUUUAUGUCUGAGUUGGUUCUAAGUGUGGGCUGGAUGUGGACAGACUCAGUAAGUCUUUGCUGGAAUAGAGAAAUAGAGCAUUUCUGACACAUCCCUGAAUUGGCUGUGAGUUACGCAGAACUACUCUUGAUGUCCUUCUGAGUACCUUGAGUGGGAAAAAUGGGGUCAGAAAUGCAGCCUGAGUCUUAACACAAGCUUUUUGCAAAUUUGUUCUUAGCUUUUGUUAUCUCUAAAAUGUUAUUAAUGAGGAAGAUGAGAGUGGCUUAUUAAAAACCUGCUUGAACUUUAUGUAGCCAUUUUACUGCAUUUUUAGUAUAUAAAAACAAUUACAACAACAACUCCUCCCUAUAUGAGCACUUUGCGGCCUUUGCCACCGGAGAGCGUUCCCCAAGUGUUAAACUAAGAUUUGAGCAUUUCUGAUGUUUUAUUACAAGUGUUGACAUAGCAUUAUAAAAUGCCAGCAAAGCAAAAUGUAUUUCUCAUACCAUUACAAGCAAUAAUUAUUUUGGGUUUACUUACAGAAAACCUGUGACCCACUUGCAGGUGGUGACCCACAGCUCGGGAAGUGUUGUGCUAGAGAAUAGUACUUGAUAUUGGAGGGCACUUUCUGACCUCCACGACACACUUUUGGCUUAUUAUGAGGUCUUCAUUUGCAGCCAGCUUUUGAGAUGGUUGACUUGGUUUCCCUUCCUUUUCUGUGUCCUUUAACCCAGGCCCCUGACUUGGAUUGAAGAAAGGGCACCCGGGAUGAAGCGGGACAAGGCCAUCAACUUCUGCUUCACAAGCGGGUGCUUGGAGAGUCUUCCCGAGGCCCCCCGCUCACAAGUUGGCAUCUUCAUGCAAGACCUGAUCCUCUUUGCCAAAAAGCUUUUGGGCCAGGCCUCCCAAGAGGAAGUGCUGGCUGAGAAGAGGCGGAUUCUGCUGUGUCUCGACCUGGCCGAAGAGAUUCAAAGGCUCUGUGAGCGGCCAGCGAACAUCUACUCUUGA